Molecule: messenger RNA, 1536 nt
Organism: Colletotrichum paranaense
Lineage: Eukaryota; Fungi; Ascomycota; Sordariomycetes; Glomerellales; Glomerellaceae
Product: dihydropyrimidinase
Exons: 3
Coding region: 1-1536 (511 amino acids)
Cellular component (GO): cytoplasm
Molecular function (GO): hydrolase activity, acting on carbon-nitrogen (but not peptide) bonds
Source: RefSeq, a predicted model, not a curated record
AUGGAGGUUGAUCUCAUCAUUGAGAAUGCCACAGUGGUAACGGCAUCUGAUGUCCACGUGAGACAAGAUAUCGUGGUUCGCGACGGCAAGAUCUUAGCUGUAGGCCAGGAUCUCAAGUCUCUUUUCUCGGCCAAGACAGUGAUAGAUGCACAACAUGGCUUCGUCAUGCCGGGCGGCGUGGAUUCCCAUGUACACCUUGACCAGGACAACUCUCCAACAGGAGACAACUUUGAGACCGGCACUCGAUCAGCGAUUGCAGGAGGCACAACAACGAUUAUUGCCUUCGCUACCCAGGAACGCACCCAUCAGUCUCUUCACCCAGUCGUAGAUGACUAUCACUCACGCUCCCGAGGGAAGUCAUACUGCGACUACGGCUUUCACAUCAUUCUCACAAACCCGACACCCGCCAUCCUUCGCGAUGAACUUCCAUUCUUUGUCAGCGAGGGCAUCACCUCCGUGAAGCUCUACAUGACCUACAAGCCCUUGCAGCUCAAAGACGGCGAAAUCCUAGAUGUCAUGAUGGCUACGAGGAACCUAGGCAUGACAACCAUGGUGCACGCUGAAAACAGCGACAUGAUCACCUGGAUCACGGCACGCCUUGCAGAGCAGAAACUCACUGCGCCGUACUAUCACGCCAUCAGCCGGCCCAACAUUGCCGAAGAUGAGGCAACGUACCGCAUUAUCGCCCUUGCUGAGCUCUCUGAUAUCCCCAUUCUCAUCGUCCACAUGUCUUCCAAGACCUCCACCGCGCACGUCAGGAGCGCGCAGACAAGGCUCCUGCCAGUUCACGCUGAGACGUGCCCCCACUACCUCUAUCUCACAGCCGAUGCCCUGAAGCCGUCUCAUCCGGCCACUGAUGGCUUCUCCGGCGCGAAGCAUAUCUGCAGUCCGCCAUUACGUGAGGACCGCAUGGAUUUGGACGCCAUGUGGGCUGGCAUUGCCAAUGGGACGUUUACGACCUUCAGCUCAGAUCACGCGCCGAGUAAAUACGAUCACCCUGACGGCAAAAAGGCGGGAUUGGGCAAGGAAGAUGGCUUGAUGAGGUACGACCAGGUUCCCAACGGGCUUCCCGGCGUUGAGACACGACUACCGCUGCUAUUCGAGGGCGGCGUGUUAACGGGUAGAGUGACGCCACAGAAGUUUGUCGAGGUCACGGCGACGAACCCGGCAAAGCUUUACGGGUUGGGAGACACGAAGGGCGCGAUUGCCGCAGGAUAUGAUGCCGACUUUGUGAUCUGGUAUCCAACGAUUGAGCAAGUUGCUGCCAGUGGCGGGACGGGCUCAACAAAGAUGGAGCCGUUUGUCUUGGAGAACUCGAUGUUGCAUCAUGAUAUCGAUUACUCGCCUUUCGAAGGGAUGAAGUUUAACAAUUGGCCGCGUUAUACCAUUUUGCGAGGCAAAGUGGUUUGGGACCGCGAUAGUAGCGGUAUUGUCAGCGAUAUGGGAUAUGGCGAUUUCUUGCGGCGUGGAAAGAGCACAUUGAGCAAGCCGAGGAAUCAAUGGGUGAAUGAGUUCCAGCCAUUGCCGAUGAAAUGA